Messenger RNA from Acinonyx jubatus (cheetah), 2719 nucleotides. RefSeq names its product RNA binding motif protein 23 (gene RBM23). The coding region runs from base 190 to 1524 and encodes 444 amino acids. Gene Ontology annotation, molecular function: RNA binding. The record is from RefSeq and is a predicted model, not a curated record. Lineage: Eukaryota; Metazoa; Chordata; Mammalia; Carnivora; Felidae. Gene Ontology annotation, cellular component: nucleus. Gene Ontology annotation, biological process: mRNA processing. The transcript is spliced from 14 exons.
CGCAGAUUGGGGAAAGUUCUGGAAGACAGCGGAGGUGCCGCCAUUUUGCGGGAAGAGGAGAAGCUCCGACUGCAGUGCUGCUUUUACUGCUGAGACUCUGGAAAAUAGCCCUGCUUCGUGCCCCCAACACACCCAAAGGAACGGAGGAAACCGGGGCCCCCUGCGGGGACCCGGAACUGAUCUGCUACGAUGGCGUCCGAUGACUUUGAUAUAGUGAUUGAAGCCAUGCUGGAGGCUCCCUAUAAAAAAGAAGAGAAUGAUCAGCAAAGGAAAGAAGUUCAAAAAGAUGGCCCCAGCAACACCAACGCCAGCAGCAACGGCAACAGUGGCAGUGGUACCAGUGGGAGCAGUGCCAGUGGGGAGGCAAGCAAGAAAAAGAGGAGUCGGAGCCCUAGUAAAAGCAGGGAUAGAAAGCGCAGUCGCAGUCGAGAUCGGGACCGGCACAGGCGGAGAAGCACUCGGAGCCGAAGUCGAGAGCGGCAGCGUCGCCACCGCAGCCGGAGCUGGGACCGUCGGCACAGUAGUGAGUCACGCAGUCGGGACCGGCGGCGUGAGGAUCGUGUGCGUUACAGGAGCCCGCCACUUGCCACUGGGCGUAGGUAUGCGCACAGUAAGAGUCCCCAUUUCAGAGAGAAGAGCCCGGUCAGGGAACCAAUUGAUAAUCUGAGUCCCGAGGAGCGUGAUGCCCGCACGGUUUUCUGUAUGCAGUUAGCUGCCCGCAUUCGGCCUCGAGACCUGGAAGACUUUUUCUCUGCUGUCGGCAAGGUUCGUGACGUCCGGAUCAUCUCAGAUCGGAAUUCCCGUCGUUCUAAGGGCAUCGCCUACGUAGAAUUCUGUGAGAUCCAGUCUGUGCCACUGGCCAUUGGGCUGACUGGGCAGCGGCUGCUUGGAGUGCCUAUCAUUGUCCAGGCCUCACAGGCUGAGAAAAACCGACUGGCAGCCAUGGCCAACAACCUGCAGAAGGGUAGUGGUGGACCAAUGCGCCUCUAUGUGGGCUCCCUGCACUUCAAUAUCACUGAGGACAUGCUCCGGGGUAUCUUUGAGCCCUUUGGCAAAAUUGAUAAUAUUGUCCUGAUGAAGGAUUCAGAUACAGGCCGUUCUAAAGGUUAUGGUUUCAUUACGUUCUCAGACUCCGAGUGUGCUCGGCGAGCCCUGGAACAGCUGAAUGGCUUUGAGCUUGCUGGUCGACCUAUGAGAGUUGGUCAUGUGACCGAGCGACUGGAUGGUGGCACAGACAUCACUUUUCCGGAUGGGGACCAGGAGCUGGAUCUGGGAUCAGCAGGUGGACGUUUGCAGCUCAUGGCCAAAUUGGCAGAAGGCUCUGGACUGCAGCUGCCUACUACCACAGCUGCUGCUGCUGCCGCCCAGGCUGCUGCUGCCUUGCAACUGAAUGGGACAGUUCCCUUGGGGGCCCUGAACCCUGCGGCUCUGACUGCUCUGAGUCCAGCCCUGAACCUCGCUUCCCAAGCAAUCGCCUCCCAGUGCUUCCAGCUUUCCAGCCUCUUUACCCCUCAGACCAUGUAAAUCAGUGGCUCAGUACACUGCCUCCCUGUGCCUCUGGGUGCCACUCCCUUUUCCACGUCUACCCUUCCAUGGCCCCUUCUCUCCAUUUUGUGGACCAAGCUAUCCUGAGGGCGUGGAUGUUGACUCUGUGGGAAUUGGGGCCAUCUUUAGACUCCAAGAAGAGCUCCUGCCCAGGGCCCCAUCAGGAAUGGACUCUGCUGAGCAAAGCCAGUAGUCGAAGAGGACAGAAUCUGCACCUAUAUUGAACACCUGUUUUUCCGUGUGUGUCAUCUCCCGGGAUGACCUUCAUUGCUCUCUCCGACCAGCUCUUAGUGAUUCCUUGAUUCCUCCCCCGUUGGGAAGGCCGUAGGGCAUUAACUGAGGGAACUAACCUCUCUCCUUUUCCUGUACUUUUACCCUACAAUCUGUUGAGGAAAACCCUUGAAGACCUCUAGUCCAAGAGGACUUUGCAGUUUGGAAGGUGAACCUUGAAAGUGCUGGCUUGCUGCUGCACAGGCCCUGGAAGAUGGCAUGGACAUGAACAUUGUGAAGCCUUCCUUGGGUCUCAGCUUGAGGCCAGAACUGCUACUGUGGGCUCAGCCUCUUACUGGGAAGUAUGGGAGUAAUCUGUCCUGCGAGGCAUUUUGGAUGUCUUAGGGGCAUUCAGGAGUUGAGUGAAAGGUGGGGUACUUCUCUACUAGGUUCCAUCUUCCUCUGUAUAGUUUUCCUUCCUCCCAGGUCUUUCCUGUGGCCCAGGGUGGGAGGAUGGAGAGGAGGCUGCUAUUCUCUACCACUUCCCAUGUGCCUCUACCAUGGGCUCAACCCCAGCUGUUAAAGCUGCUCCUGUCCCCUACCUGGGCACAUGUGAGCCCUUCUCACUGGAUUUUAUACCCUUGUGUCUGUGUACAUAAAAUUGUGUGUAUGUGUGUGUGUGUGUGUGUGUGUGUAUGUGUACACGUAUACACAUACACAUACACAUACGUAUAAACUUUGUAUAAAAGGCAAGCUCCACUGUUGUGGCGGCUGCUGCCCAUGUGUGUGUGGUCUCAGUCAGUUGGUGUAUCUGUCUGAUGUUAAUAACUUUUCAUGAGCCAAAACCGUGAAUGGUCCUAGGAUAUAAAACAUUUGUAAUGCCUUUCUGUUUUUUCCCUUUAAUUUUGUUUUAUCUAACGUUCUUUAGAAAUUAAAAUGGACAAAAGGCACACGCCUGGAUGGA